CCCGUGUGAGUUGCAAAGCCCGAAGUGACCCCUCCCUCUGUGUGUUUUGUCCCAGAUGGACCCGUCGUCCCCGCCUUUCCUGCUGGCCAAGCUGACCCCGCUGCACUCGGAGCAGCUCCUGCAGGGUCUCAACCUGCUGCGGCAGCACCACGAGCUGUGUGACGUGGUGCUGCGAGUAGGCGAGGCCAAAAUCCACGCGCACAAAGUGGUGCUGGCCAGCAUCAGCCCCUAUUUCAAAGCCAUGUUCACGGGCAACCUGUCGGAGAAGGAGAACGCCGAGGUGGAGUUCCAGUGCGUGGACGAGGCGGCGCUGCAGGCCAUCGUGGAGUACGCCUACACCGGCACCGUGUUCAUCUCGCAGGACACCGUGGAGUCGCUGCUGCCCGCGGCCAACCUGCUGCAGGUCAAGCUGGUGGUCAAGGAGUGCUGCGCCUUCCUGGAGAGCCAGCUGGACCCCGGCAACUGCAUCGGCAUCUGGCGCUUCGCCGAGACCUACGGCUGCCACGAGCUCUACCUGGCCGCCAGCAAGUUCAUCUGCCAGAACUUCGAGGACGUGUGCCAGACCGAGGAGUUCCUGGAGCUGACGCACUCGGAGCUGGACGAGAUCGUGUCCAACGAUUGCCUGAACGUGGUGACGGAGGAGACGGUGUUCUACGCCCUGGAGGCCUGGGUCAAGUACGACGUGCAGGAGCGCCAGAAGUACCUGGCUCAGCUGCUGCACUGCGUGCGCCUGCCCUUGCUCAGCGUCAAAUUCCUCACCCGCCUCUACGAGGCCAACCACCUGAUCAGGGACGACCACACGUGCAAGCACCUGCUCAACGAGGCCCUCAAGUACCAUUUCAUGCCCGAGCACAGACUGUCCCACCAGACCAUGCUGCUGACGCGGCCCCGCUGCGCCCCCAAGGUGCUCUGUGCCGUGGGGGGCAAGGCCGGGCUCUUCGCCUGCCUGGAGAGCAUGGAGAUGUAUUUCCCCCAGAAUGACUCGUGGAUUGGGCUGGCCCCUCUGAGCAUCCCCCGCUAUGAGUUCGGUAUCUGCGUGCUGGAGCAGAAGAUUUACGUGGUGGGAGGCAUCGCCACCCACGUGUGCCAGGGCAUCAGCUACAGGAAACACGAGAGUUCUGUGGAGUGCUGGGACCCUGACACCAACACCUGGAGCUCCCUGGACAGGAUGUUUGAGAGCAGAAGCACGCUGGGUGUGGCCGUGCUGGCUGGCGAGCUCUAUGCCCUGGGGGGCUACGAUGGCCAGUCCUACCUGAGGAGCGUGGAGAAAUACAUCCCCAAGGUCAAGGAGUGGCAGCUGGUGGCCCCCAUGAGCAGGACACGGAGCUGCUUUGCUGCUGCUGUGCUGGAUGGGAUGAUCUAUGCCAUUGGGGGCUCUUUUCCUGCCCACAUGAACAGCAUGGAGCGCUACGAUCCGAGCAAGAACUCCUGGGAGACCGUGGCCUCCAUGGCUGACAAAAGGAUAAACUUUGGGGUGGGGGUCAUGCUGGGCUUCAUCUUCGUGGUGGGGGGACACAAUGGGGUGUCCCACCUGUCGAGCAUCGAGAGGUACGACCCCCACCAGAACCAGUGGACGGUGUGCCGGCCCAUGAAGGAGCCCAGGACAGGCGUGGGCGCGGCCGUGAUCGACAACCAGCUCUACGUGGUGGGGGGACACUCGGGCUCGUCCUACCUGAACACGGUGCAGAGGUACGAGCCCAUCUCGGACUCGUGGCUGGACUCGGCGGGGAUGCUUUACUGCCGCUGCAACUUCGGCCUCACGGCGCUCUGAGGAUGCUGAGCGCUCACAGCCACAGCUCGGGCGGCCUGAGCUGACCCUGCUGAGCCCGAGCUGAGCCCGGAGCUGAGCCCGGAGCUCAGCCUGGCACGGGAGCGAGGAGGGAGCCGCUCCUGCCCCGCUAUCCUUUGUCCCCGCCGUGGCAGAGGGCGGGGAGCUGAGCGUGUCCCGCUGCCUUUGGCACCCUGCUGGUGGCAGUGGCUUUGGGAGAGAGCUGGGAUCCAGGUGGGAAUUUGUCCAUCCGACCCUUCCUAGAGCUUUUGUCUCUUCCUCCUCCGGAGUGUGGAGCUCCCCGUGCUGGGGGGAGCUGGCUGAGUGCAGGGCUGAGUGCAGGGGUGCUGGCCCCUGCCCGUGUCUGCACGUGGGGUUUUUUAUGACCAGUAACUCAAGGGCUGCCUUGUUUCUGUAUCUCAAGGUUUGUACAUAAUAAAUGCCAUAGGAUGUUGCCUGUACUCUCCUUUGUCACCUGCUUCCUGUUAGGAGGGCUGGGAUGAUCCUUGGACACAUUUACAAGGCGAAUUUAUUGCCUGCUCGGGACGUUUUUUUGGAUCUGAUGGAGAGAAUUUGCAUUUUUAACUUUUCCCUUCUGUUUUCUUCAUGUGGAGAAACCAGUGCUAGAUGAACUGACUUCAUCCUGCUGUGUGUUUUCAGUUGGAAUGCGAGGACAAAUCACAGCAGCAGCACUCCCAGCAUGGUACCCAAUCAAACCUCCAAGCCAGCCCAUCCCAUCCUUCUCCCCUGUCUGUUUUCCCCCUUUUUUUCAAGGAUUGUGUGAUUGCUUUCCCCGAGUGUUCCCAUCUCACAAUGGUGCUAAACGUAGGGCUUCCCCCGAGGCUGUUCUGUUUUCAGUGCAUAAAGCAUGUUUGGAUUGUU
Sturnus vulgaris (Common starling) is the source of this 2650-nucleotide messenger RNA. The record is from RefSeq and is a predicted model, not a curated record. Lineage: Eukaryota; Metazoa; Chordata; Aves; Passeriformes; Sturnidae.